AGCUCCGGCGAGGCCCCUCCUCGGACCCGGGCCCACCGCCCACGGACCCGUCCACCACUCCGUCCCCCCGAGGAUGAAAGGUCGUGGCUGUCGCUACACCCUGCUGGCCGGCCAGCUGGACGACCCGCCGCCGGACGAAGACGAGGACCGGGCCGCGGAGGGCCCCGGGGGACCGGACAGCGGCGAGGAGGAGUGGGCCCCGACCCUGGCCGAGGAGAGCAGGGUUCUGGGGGUGGAGCGGCUCAGGCAGCUGGACCCCCACCUCCCCCCGCGGGUGACCGGCUGCCUGUGGACCCUACUGUUCUGCACGGCCCGCGACGGCUUCAGCCUGCGGACGCUCUACCGGAUGAUGGAGGGGCUCAGCGUCGCCGUGCUGCUGGUGGUCCGGGACACCGGCGGACAGAUAUUCGGGGCCUUCUCCUCCACGGCCAUCCGCGUCAGCAGCUGCUUCUACGGCACCGGCGAGACCUUCCUCUUCUCCUUCUCCCCCGAGCUCAAGGUGUUCAAGUGGACGGGAAGCAACUCCUUCUUCGUCAAAGGAGACGUGGACCAGCUGGCGAUUGGCAGUGGCAGUGGCCGGUUUGGGCUGUGGCUGGACGGAGACCUGAACCACGGCGGGAGUAGCCCCUGCGCCACCUUCGACAACGAGGUGCUGUCUCACCGGGAGGAGUUCCGCAUCCAGGAGCUGGAGGCCUGGGCCCCGAGCUGAGGCCCUGCCCUUUCCCCGCCCCUCCGACCUCCCCACCA
This is a messenger RNA of Ornithorhynchus anatinus (platypus), 747 nucleotides long. RefSeq names its product TBC/LysM-associated domain containing 2 (gene TLDC2). NCBI's taxonomy places the organism in Eukaryota, Metazoa, Chordata, Mammalia, Monotremata, Ornithorhynchidae. Gene Ontology annotation, biological process: response to oxidative stress. The transcript has 6 exons. Gene Ontology annotation, cellular component: nucleus. Bases 74 to 709 code for a protein of 211 amino acids. The record is from RefSeq and is a predicted model, not a curated record.